AUGGCGUGGGAUGGGCCUUACAGUUUCAGGGUCUUUUCCUGUGCUGGGCUUGGGGUCUGUCCUGGGCUGGUGCCACAUGUGAGGCCGGGUCCUGCCAAAGCCGCCGAGACGUUUCGCAGGAUAUGGGGCUUCAAGUCUGUGCUCAAGCAUGCAGUCCUGGGCGGUUUCAAGGCCUACGAGUUCGGAAUCCCACGACCAACUUAUGCCUGGCGCUCAUGGAUGCCGGUCCGGCAGAUGAUGCUGCCCGACAUGCAAAGCGUGCGCCCGCUGCGGCGGAACCUCACUCUGGUGCAGAACCAUGUGCACCGUGGGGAUGCCCUGUUGUCUCGCUACCUUCGGCAAGCUGCCCUCCUCUUCGGCCUGCCCGGAGGCCUCAACUCCUACACCACGCCGGCGCUUGCCGUAGGUUUGGAAGCGCAGUCCAAGCAUCACAUGUUGAACGUGGCCUGGAUGGGAGCAGGCUUCGGUUAUCACUUCGAUCCCAGUGACGCAAUCAUCCUCCAGGUUGAGGGCAACAAGCAGGGCCCUCAAACGACCUGGGAGAUCUGUGGCCGCAGAUUUCCAAAUGCCUUCAGCUUUGCGAACCUCACCUACAACCAGGCCAUGCCGCGCAAGAACCCCUUUUGGAUAGCUUUCCUCUGCGGCUAUGGCUAUGAUCAAGUCAGCCUUCCAACCACGACCUAUCACUCGAACAAAGCUUUGUCCAUCCACCUGACCAUGUCGCUGAAUCGGCAGCGUGGUCCUCGGCUGAAGCUCCGGCCUACGCCGCAGUCAGUGGGCAUACGUGGGCAUAUGAUCAACCCAUCGAAAGAGUUUGGCUUCGCACGGUCCCUGGCCGAUCUGUGCAGCAGCAUGGCGGCCUUGCACGCCGUCCCCCAGUCGCUGCGCUGCCGCCCGCGAGGCAAGCAGCGCUUCUGCCCCGCCUGGCGUGGUUUUCUGGACGACGGACUCGCUGGCAAGGCCCUGGCAAAAGAUCCACCUGGCUUGCCGGAG
Symbiodinium necroappetens is the source of this 993-nucleotide messenger RNA. Lineage: Eukaryota; Dinophyceae; Suessiales; Symbiodiniaceae. The record is from the annotation of a GenBank genome assembly.